AUGCCUCGCGCACUUCCACGAACAGAUGGCAAACACGUGUACCAUGCCCGGAAGCAAACGAGCGCCUUUCCCAUCAAGGUGCUUUACAAGUGCCUACCUUUCACCGCUGCAAUGUUCUCUUCUCACGUUUUCCACCCAGGUUCACAAGACAAGAUGCAGCAGCAAGCCGUCGCCGAAGAGGCAAGAGUACAAGAAAUCAGGUACGAAAUUUUACUACAAGUAACCACCGUCAAGGGCGAGCCAUACUUCAUCAAACACGUUGAAGAAGCUAGAGCUCUCAAAGAAGGUUCCAUCACGAUCGUAUUGAGUCCAGGACGAACAGAUUUACCAGCAUCACCCGUUCCGUGCACAGUGUACCUCCGCUGGGGCAGGUGGGCGGCCGAGUUCGACUGCAGAUACGAUAUUGAAAAGGACGCGGUUCACAGAGGGUUAUUUGCUUUCAAAUCGACGAACCACCCGAUACACCGAGAGAUCCACCUCCUUUACCCAUCCAACGCUCCCGUGCUCGAAGAAGACACGAGCCUGGACGACAACGGACGUCCGUUCCUCAGAUUGACACUUCGCCAGGGAACGAGCGAUGGGAAGCCGCGGUUGCCGGAGGAGCUUAUGACCGUUGAGGUGUAUGCGAAGAGGAUUCCGGCGGGGCAGCGUAGAGAGAUGAGCGAGAGGGAGCUGGACGGCUUUGGCUGGGAGAUAGAAGAAGGUACCAGUGAUCCCUGGGAAUUGGAUUUAUAG
Molecule: messenger RNA, 735 nt
Organism: Letharia columbiana
Lineage: Eukaryota; Fungi; Ascomycota; Lecanoromycetes; Lecanorales; Parmeliaceae
Exons: 2
Coding region: 1-735 (244 amino acids)
Source: RefSeq, a predicted model, not a curated record